Messenger RNA from Actinia tenebrosa (Australian red waratah sea anemone), 2895 nucleotides. RefSeq lists its product as uncharacterized. Gene Ontology annotation, biological process: protein phosphorylation. The record is from RefSeq and is a predicted model, not a curated record. Lineage: Eukaryota; Metazoa; Cnidaria; Anthozoa; Actiniaria; Actiniidae. Gene Ontology annotation, molecular function: GTP binding; ATP binding; protein serine/threonine kinase activity.
UAUGAAUCAUAAUAGAGCUAGCCAUAAGAGUAAAUGGUUUGAAACCAUGUGUUGAAGUUUUUUGUGACUCUGGGAUGGUGAAAUCCAUAUGCAAAUCAACCAAUGCAUCGUGCAUGGCCAACUCUUUGUUGUAAUUAUCCAGGGUAGUGAAGUCUUGAGAAAGACUGUUAUUGGUGGUGACCACCAACAACAGUCUUUCUCACACUCACCCAGACGAUCACACACGAGUUCCGUCACAACAGAGAGUUAGCCAUGCACGAUACAUUCGUUAAUUUGCAUAUGGAUCCCAGAGUCUAUUUAUCCCAGAGUUUGGAGUCGAUAAUCGAUUUUCUUGGAAUUGGUGGAGUUCUGCCUUGGAUAUAUUUAUUCUUCUCAAACAAAUUAAAAACUUGAGUACACUUCAGUACACUUUUUUGUACGUUCUACAUGUAGGACCUUGGAGGAAAACGAACGAGGAGACACAGGCAUUUGUGCUCUGAAUCACGAUGAAUAAUAGCUUGUGUACCGCUUCACCAGGAAAACCAAAAAUCAUUUACAAGGAACGAAUUAGGCAAGGUUCGUUCGACGAAGUUUGGUUGGUUGAAUGGGAUGGAUCAAGAGCGGCGGCCAAAAGAAUUCAAAAAAAGUUCUUCGAGAUAGAUUAUGAUCAGGAAAUAAAAGCUCGAGUUUCAGAAUUCAAGAAAGAGUGUAAAGUACUUGGAACCUUAGACCACGAAAACAUUGUCAAAAUGAUAGAUUUACUGCUUCCUGCAAACAAGUCACCAGUUAUUAUUAUGGAACUGAUGCACUGUGAUCUUCGGAGUUACAUAAAGAAAUCGACAAGCACUCCUAAAGUCAGUCCAGAUAAAGUUGUGUCAAUCGCUCUAGGAGUUGCUAAAGGUUUGGAAUACCUUCAUGGACUGCCCAAACCCAUCAUCCAUAGAGAUYUUGCAUCUAAAAAUGUCCUGUUGACGAAGGAUGGCCAGCCUAAGAUUGCAGAUCUAGGGGUGGCUAAAAUCCUUUUAUCUAGUAAAGAUGAUACUGCUACACCUAAACCGGGUACUCUUUUGUAUGCUGCACCUGAAACCUACAAAAACGUUAAAAAUUAUUCGGCCACAUAUGGAGUUGCAGCUGAUAUAUUUUCUUUUGGUGUGGUGCUACUGGAACUGAACGUUGGCCAUGAGCCUUGUCCUUUACCGUUAAAUYUCCCAGGCCAAACUACUGAAAUACAAAGGAGGCAAAGGGAAAUUGAUGAAAUGCAAGAUGAAAUCUUGAAAAGACUUGUAAUUGAUUGCCUCCAAGAGAAGAGUUCCAAAAGACCAAGAGCGAGCAAGAUAGUGACAGACAUGCGAAGAAUCAAAGAUGAAAGAGAAUGUCAAAGGGAGCAAAGCACUCAGCCGGUCAGCUUUCAAAUACUACAGGAAAAGCCUUCAUGUCAUCAUCAUUUCAAAGUGCUACUUCUUGGCAACCGUCAUGUUGGAAAAACAAGUUUAUUUGAGCUGUUGAGAGACCCAACGUACGAUAUCAAUAAAAAUUGUACACGUUGUACAUUAAAUAUACAACCGAUGAUACAUUAUUUUAAAUACAAUGACAACAUUGUACAGAUGGAAAUAGUAGAUACCGCAGGAGAAGAGAAAUACUUUUCCCUGACGUCAAGCUACUAUCGUGAUGUGGAUGGUGUUUUUCUUGUCUAUGAUGUUUCUGAAGAAUCAUCACUUCAACGUUUGGGAUCAUUCUGGAUAAAGAAUCUCAAAAAAUAUAACACAAAAGACGUGCAGAUUUUACUGGUUGGAAACAAAGUGGAUUUAAGGCAAACUGUUACUGAACAGAAAAACCUGGUUCCACAAGAAAAAGCAAUUGAAUAUUCCAGAAAUAUUAAGUCUCCUUAUGUAGAAACAAGUGCAAAACACAUUGAUAGUGUAAUGGCCAUGUACCAGAAAAUGGUAGAACUUCUGAUGAGCACUGUUAGACCAGAAGAUGUCAAUGUUCAAGUGAAUACUAUAACAUUGUCAUCAUUUCCAAGCCAAAACAGUCCAAAAUUAAAUAAGUGCUCCUGUAACAUAGCAUAAAUAUUGUUUUGAAGUACACUCAAUGCUGUUCCCGAAAAAGAAACAUUCAAGAUCAAUAUGACCUCGGGCACUAGAGAUUAAUGAGGCUAUUUUCUUGUAUUUCCAUGCAUUGCAGAGUUAAAAAUAUGUUGUAGUAUCUAGAGCUUUUGAAUUUAUUUUAUCGCUUAGUUAUUGAACGUAAACGAUAUGAAAGAGGGGAGGUGGGCGUCGGGUUGGGGGCUUGCUUCAAUCAUGGAUUUUCGUCUUGAAAUCCCCGUCCAAAAUGUGAUCGAAAACGUAUUUUAAUUGACGACUUCGAUUGCGUCACACAGUAACUUUCAUCAGUUCAAUAGGACCUGAUAGCCAAUAGUUAGCGAUGAGGAAACUGUUCUAUAGACUUACUGUCUAGGCUAUUGACACUAUAAAAACGCUGUGCCAGAAUCAUCCUAAGCGCAGACUUUACUUCCAAAUCAACCAGUCUAUUUGAAAAACUCAAGUGGAUUCCCAUAGAUGUAUUAUUCAAUUCAAGAAACUGUACAUAUGCUAUUUAAAAUUGUUCAUCAAAAAUGUCCUGCAUAUUUCUGUAAGUGCAUAAAGUAUGUUAGUAAUUCACAUGGCUAUAGCAUUAGAUCUGCUUCUAUCAAUAACAUUCGAGUCCCAAAAAUCAAACACAAUUCAGAACUUCGAACUUCAUGUUAGCUCAAUCAAAUUAUGGAACAAUUUAGACUCUUCUAUAGGAACAUCAAAGAAUUUCAAAUCUUUUAAGUCGUCAUUAUUACAUUAUUUUUUAUCUAAGAAUUCUAAAUUAGAUCAUUUUAAACCAAAUAGAACAUUUUGACUUUUUUCUUCUUCUAUUGUAUAUAUUUUA